Messenger RNA from Herpailurus yagouaroundi (jaguarundi), 1291 nucleotides. It is a transcript of the gene ETV3L, whose product is annotated as ETS variant transcription factor 3 like. The transcript has 6 exons. Gene Ontology annotation, biological process: cell differentiation; regulation of transcription by RNA polymerase II. The coding region runs from base 47 to 1045 and encodes 332 amino acids. The record is from RefSeq and is a predicted model, not a curated record. Gene Ontology annotation, molecular function: sequence-specific DNA binding; DNA-binding transcription factor activity, RNA polymerase II-specific. Gene Ontology annotation, cellular component: nucleus. NCBI's taxonomy places the organism in Eukaryota, Metazoa, Chordata, Mammalia, Carnivora, Felidae.
GGCUCCCCCAGGCCCAGACGCGGCCCUCGCGGCCCCAGAGGCGACCAUGCACUGCGGCUGCGGGGCCCAGGGCGUCCCUGUCGCGGGCAGCUCCUGGAUCUCAGGCUUGGCCUUCCCGGACUGGGCCUACAAAGCCGAGUCGUCCCCAGGCUCCCGGCAGAUCCAGCUGUGGCACUUCAUCCUGGAGCUGCUGCAGAAGGAAGAGUUCCGCCACGUCAUCGCCUGGCAGCAGGGGGAGUACGGCGAGUUUGUCAUCAAGGACCCGGACGAGGUGGCCCGCCUCUGGGGCCGCAGGAAGUGCAAACCACAGAUGAAUUACGACAAGCUGAGCCGGGCCCUCAGGUAUUACUACAACAAGAGGAUCCUGCACAAGACCAAAGGCAAAAGGUUCACGUACAAGUUCAACUUCAGCAAGCUGAUUGUCGUCAACUACCCUCUGUGGGAGGUGCGGGCACCACCUUGCCCCCUGCUGCUGGGGGCCCCUGCCCUGUUUCGGCCAGCCCUGGUGCCCAUGGGCACGCCCGGCGAGCUCCUGCACAGCGCGCUGCUCGCCCGUUGGGCCACAGUGGAGCAGCUGGCCGGGCAGCGGACCCCCCGAGGGCCGCCAGAGGCCUCUGAGGAUAAGAAGGGGAGCGGCAGCAGUGCCCCCCGCCUUGGCUCUCUCCCAGCCCCCUGCCAGCUUGGCCCUUGCUGCCUUCUGGGGAGCCCCCGAGAGGAGCUGCUGGGUCGGGCCUCCUUGGCCCCUCCUCUCCUGCCUUCCCUCCCUUCCGAUUGGACCCGCCUCUCAGGGCCCUUCCUGCCCCCUGUCCCCCCAGAGCGGCUGAUCCCGGGGACCUCCAAGCCAGACACCCUGCUGCCAGGGCCCGGCUGCCCCCCAGCGACCCACCACUUUCCGGGGCUCCCCUUGUUGGCUGGGCUGGGACAGGGGGCCGGCGAGAGGAUCCGGCUUUUGCCCCUGAGGCCCCCGGGGCUGGAGCUGUCCUCAAAGGAGAUGAGCAUUCGGAUUCUGUCGCUUGAGCGCCCCCAGCCCCACCUGCCCACAUGACGGAGAAAGCGAGCAUCUGGGGAGCCCCUGCCCCCUCAUCCGGGCUGAGGCCCCAGUCUCUCUCCUGCCCCUCCGUGCGCUUCGUCCUCAGCCCUCUGGUCUCUGUGACCCUGGGAGCUCCUGUCUUGCGCGGGCACUUCCUACAAGCCACCGUUUCCCCAAGACGCCAGGCAGUGGGGCAGGGAGGACCCGGCCUCCUCAGCUCUGUAAUUCUCCCCGCAAAUAAAACAACCUUGGCCAACCACA